AAAAACCGCGGAAAUGGUGCACACCUCGUGCUUGGUUCAUGUCUCGAGACGCAGAAAGGCGUGUCUGUCUACGGUAUGGCCCAGUCAACAGACAAAAUGUUGCUGCAGAUGGUAUCCACCGUCAAUAACUCAUCCUUGCUUCAGCCAGGCUUCUCUCUCCUGAAUUUUGAUGGGCAUGUUUUCUUUUUUGGUCAGAAAGGAUGGCCAAAGAGAUCCUGCCCCACUGGUGUUUUCCUCCUCAAUAUAAAGCAGAAUGAGCUCAAAAUGAAACCUGCCUUCUUCUCUAAGGACUCGUGUUACCUUCCCCCUCUCCGCUACCCUGCGCUUUGCACGCUCAGAAGCGAUGCAAGGGCUGAUGAGUACCAGUAUAUCAUCCACGGUGGUAAAACACCUAACAAUGACCUUUCUGAUAAGAUUUACUUUAUGAGCCUGGUAAGCAAAGCUAGCAAGAAAAUGACAUUCCAAUGCAUUGAGAAAGACCUGGGUGGAGAUGUCCCUGAAGCUAGAUAUGGGCAUACAAUUAAUGUAGUUCAUAGCCGGGGAAAAAGCAUGAGUGUUCUGUUUGGAGGAAGGUCGUAUACUCCUCUUGAGCAAAGAACCACUGAAAAAUGGAACAGCGUAGUCGACUGUUUGCCGUCUGUGUUUCUUAUUGAUUUUGAGUUUGGAUGCUGUACAUCAUACGUACUUCCAGAGCUUCAAGAUGGACUUUCUUUCCAUGUUUCAAUUGCCAGAGAUGACACUAUCUACAUCUUGGGAGGCCACUCACUUCAAAAUAACACCAGGUCCCCCAACUUGUACAAGCUAAAAGUUGAUCUGCCCCUGGGCAGCCCGGCUGUGACCUGCACCAUCCUGCCAGGGGGGAUAUCAGUGUCAAGUGCUAUAGUGACCCAGAUCAGUGACAAUGAAUUUGUCCUUGUCGGUGGCUACCACUCAGACAACCAGAAACGGCUGGAAUGUAACACCAUAGUUCUGGAAGACAGUAAGAUAGAGAUUGUUGAAAGUGUGAGCCCAGAGUGGACACCAGAUAUUAAACACUGCAGAAUGUGGUUUGGCUGUGAUAUGGGUAAGGGGUCUGUUUUGCUGGGCAUUCCAGGGGCCAACAAACAGAUAAUGCCAGAUGCAAACUACUUCUACAUUUUGAGAUGCAAAGGAGCAGAAGAGGACAAGGAAGAAGAAUUGAUAACACAAAUUUGCAGUCAGACAUCAAGUGAAGACCCUGGAGAUUCUGCUCCAUUUGAAGAUUCAGAGGAGUUUUGUUUUAGUGCUGAAGCCAACAGCUUUGAUGCUGACGAUGCUGAUACUUACAAUGAAGAUGAUGAAGAAGAUGAAUCAGAAACAGGCUACUGGAUCACCUGCUGUGCCAGUUGCAAUAUUGACAUUAACACCUGGGUCCCUUUCUAUUCGACAGAACUCAACAAGCCCGCAAUGAUCCUGUGUUCCAGUGGGGCUGGCCACUGGGUCCACGCGCAGUGUAUGGAUCUCUCAGAGACCAGGCUUCUACAUCUCUCAGAAGCAAAUAUCAAGUACUUCUGCAGCAAGCACAUUGACCUCAAUAAAGGGCUACAAACUCCCCAAAAGGUGAUUUGCCUGAAAAAGCCUCCCAUGAAACCAUCGCGCAAAAAGAAAACCAUGAAGUUAUCAACAUCAACGAAAAAGUCCUUUCUUCGGAGACUGUUUGAAUAG
This is a messenger RNA of Poecile atricapillus (Black-capped chickadee), 1683 nucleotides long. RefSeq names its product recombination activating 2 (gene RAG2). Lineage: Eukaryota; Metazoa; Chordata; Aves; Passeriformes; Paridae. The record is from RefSeq and is a predicted model, not a curated record. The coding region runs from base 76 to 1683 and encodes 535 amino acids. Gene Ontology annotation, biological process: V(D)J recombination. The transcript is spliced from 2 exons. Gene Ontology annotation, cellular component: DNA recombinase complex; nucleus. Gene Ontology annotation, molecular function: sequence-specific DNA binding; protein binding.